AUGGCCCGUCACGGCGGGCUGUCCGCCGCAGCCACAGUCACCCGGAACCGGAAGCAGAUCUCAAAACUCUCAGAGGCCCGACUUCCGAAAUCACUGGAAGGCUCCGAGCUGCGCUCCCGGGGGCGGGGGCCGGUCCUGCCCAGGGCCCGGGACUCGACGCCGCUCUCUGCUGGCGAGGGGCGCGUGGCCGCGGCGGGAAGGCGGGAGGCGGGGCCGGACGAGGGCGCAGAUGCCCAUACAGCCGGCGGGGCCGCAGACUGUCCACGGGGACCCGGCGAGGCUCCGACCACGGCUGUCACCGGAGCGGUCAGGUUCCGAGAAAGACCCCAGAUUGCGGCAGGCGCGCCCCACGUUUGCGCCCAGGGCAGAGCAAGGAUCGCGACUGCAGGCUUUUUAAAAAGUAAAUGCUAUAAGAAGGGACUCAGGGCCCUGUCGUCGGUGUCUGGAUCGGGGGCACGUCCUUCUGGACGCCGGGCGCAGUUUGAGUGGGGAGUCCCCGCCCGAGUUCGUGGUUCCCGGGGCGCGGCCCUCCGACAGCUGUCGUCCAACUGCGCUGUCCCCCGCAAGCAGGCUCGGCCACCUCCCCGCUCUGCGACAGCACCCCUUCGUGUCCGCGCUCCGAGCAAAGGACCUCAGGGAUCCCAGGGGCUCCCGCUGGAAGUUGGGCUGAGGUUGAACAGGAAAGGCCCCAGCGGCUGCAGGAACCAGCUGUGGGGACGGGAGGGCUCCCCUGCCCCCAGGUACUACCCCGAAGAAUUGGAAACAGGUGUUCAAGCGAACACCUGUACACAAAUAUUCACAGCAGUAUGUUUAAGGCAGCCAAAGGGUGGAAAGAAACGUCACCAGCUGAUGGAUAAAAUGUGUCACAUGUGUAUCCUUACAACGGAAUGUUACUCAGCCACGAAGAGGAAGGAAGUGCUGAUGCAUGCUACAACACCAAUGAGUCUUGAAAACAUUAUGCAAAAUACAAAAAGUCACGAAAGGCCACAUAUUGUAUGAUUGCCUUUUAUUUGAAAUGUCCGGGAGAGGCAAAUCCAUAGAGGCAGAAAGUAGGUUAGUGGUUGCAGGGGCUGAGUGGUUGCAGUGGGGAGGGACUGCUAAAGAGUUCAUGGGCUUUCAUUUUGGGUGAUGAAAAUGUUCUAGAAUGCAAUAGUGGUGAUGGAUGCAUAAGUCUGAAUAUACUAAAAGCCACUGAAUUGUACAUUUAAAAGAGUGGA
Molecule: messenger RNA, 1217 nt
Organism: Lemur catta (Ring-tailed lemur)
Lineage: Eukaryota; Metazoa; Chordata; Mammalia; Primates; Lemuridae
Exons: 3
Coding region: 1-999 (332 amino acids)
Source: RefSeq, a predicted model, not a curated record